CGUUGAACCCGUGCCACACGCUCGCACUGUUUCGUCAAAGAACCCACUCCUGCGGCUUCUAGUCUCCGAUGAGAACGUGGUGUGUCUGGUACCAGGUUGUGUGUUUACUGCUCUGACAGCAGUAAGGAUCAUGCACUUGUUAUCUUUGGUCCAGUGAUUUUGCUGCGGUCAGGACAUGAACGAUGGAGUAUCAGAGUCUGACAUCGCAUGUUAUUAAGUUCCUUUUGCUUCUUCUCCCAUACGCCUGCAGGAACUCAGGGUCCUUGAGCCAGGAUGAGGCCGUUCUCAGGCAGUGUCAUUAUCAAGCACGGCGAGUGGAUGCGAUCCAUCAAUCUGACACCGGUUUCCCCGGCCUUUGUCUGAAGUUUUGUAAGUCAAUGACAUAUCCAGUUAAGUCCUGUAGGUUAUCAGCUGAAGUUAUCUAAAGUCGGGGAAUUGACAAUAUGCAGCAAAGCCACACCGUAAGUUGUGUUAUAUAUAGGAGCCAUUUCAUUGACUCAGAUGGGAUGGAUCUGCUGGCAGUAACACACAGAUUCAAACUGAUACAUGCAGGUCUCAGCCCAGGGCUCAUGUACCUGAUCUCGUCUUAUGCAACAAAAGAUGCAAGCAUGCAGAUUCAACGCAACCUGCCAGAGUUGCAAUUUCCUCAACGCCGUUUGUUGGUUACUCAAACGGACGGCCACAGAGUUUUCACAAAUUCUCAGAUUCUCAUAGUCUACUAUCUCCUGUCCAGGAUGAACCCUGGGUACAGUCCGCAAAGACCCAUGCUUUACAUGUUACGCUGCCACAUUUUAAGCAGUUGAACUGACGAUGGAGCCCUUCACCACGAUAUGCAGCGAACGAUGAUCAUCUCAUGAUAUACAAUCGAGCAAGGUAUCUGGCAGAACGGCCCCCCUUUUCACCUCGAUUGCAUAUGCAAUCUGUCAAACUCAUCACAAAUAUUGUAUAUGCAUCAGCAUCGAAGCUGAUCCUUUGCGCAAUGCAGCGUAAGCGACGUCUCUCAUCUCAUCCUGUUCGUAGGUGCCGUGCCAGUUCAUCCGUUGGGAGCAUUCCGCAUUGGAGCCAACCCAAGUACUGGAUGUCAAUCUGUUGACUCAUUUAUCGCGUCAUUAUAUGGGCUCAUCACUCGAAUUAUGCCGCGCGUUAUAUGCAUCCUGUUAGAGCGGCAUGUCUGAGUGCUCUUAAAUCAGUCAGUUGGCACCACCAACAUGACAUAACAUCCGAGCUGGGACAUCACCAACACAAUGGUACUCUAUUACAUGGAUGACCUAUAACGCACAGGCUGGUUCGGACUUAGGCGUCUGGGCAGCCCGAGCUCCCACGCACGCCCUUUAUAAUUGGAUCUUGGGUCUUGUCGUAAGGAGUGACACUUCGAAUAGGCACGAGAAUGAGUUUAUCACGUAUCUUUGUUUGAAACUCGUGGGCCCUGCCUCAGUAGACACGUAUGAAAACUGCAAUAUUGCAAAAGACAACGGUUCAUGAUGUCUUCAGUGCUCUAGUGUUCCAUUCAUCUGUUCACCAUAUGCUUAGAUUACGUUCCUUGACAGUGACAAGUCAAUGAUAUCAAGACCAGUUCCGUGUUACCUACCACAAAUAGCCCUAUACAAUGUUAUAACAUACAAGUGGUACAAUAUGGCAAAAUGAAACAAUAGCAAUCACAAUUGAUCCGGAACACUCUAGUAACAAGGCAGUCUUGAUCAGGACACCAAAACCGUACUGGCGGUUGCAUCCCCGUCAGCUUCCUUCUCCUCACCAUUGUUCUCAAUGGCUGUAUCCACAUCCUCAAUGACUUGACGACCACUGAAGUUCUUCAUAUAGGCCUCGGCCUUGGCUCUCACGGGAAUUGCAUACCAGUCCGGUUGCAUACGUAAAGCAGCCAGAAUGGUUCCCGUGCCAGGAAUCACAACAUGCCCACUGCGCCCUGUGAGAACCUGCCUAACCACUGCAUCUGCCACCGACUCGGGUGCAAGUGGUGGCAUCAAGAAGUCGGUGUUUUGGUAGUAUCCUUUGAAAAGAGCAGUGUUGGUGGGACCUGGAUGAACGAUUACAGUCCUGACCUUGGGCGCAUUAUAUCUGGUAGUCAACUCAGCGGUCAAGCCUUCGUGGAAAGCCAAAGCAGCUGCUUUUGAAGCACCAUAGUCUACCAGGUUAGGAAUUGUCAACCAGCUCGCAUAAGAUGUCAAGGUCACAACCAUGCCGUGGUUUUUAGCGACCAUAUCAGGGACAAAUGUCUUUGCUAUCCAAAAGGGCGCAAAGGUGUUGACGUCAAAGGUGAAGCGGAUAUCGCUGGGCUGAGACUCCAAGAUAGUCUUGCCCCUGACAACUCCAGCCACGUUGAUAACCACGGUCGGAUGUCCCACCUCACCUCUAAUUUUUUCGGCGACGGCCUCGACAUUUUCGGGCGAUCGUAAGUCGCAUUGGAAGUAGUGCACGUUGGCCGCUAUUGGGUGUCAAGUCAGCCUCCUCUUCCUAUCCUGAGCCUGAACUGGGGGUCAGAUGUAGGAAGAUAACAUACAAACUUCGAAGGACAUGGGCUGAACAUCAAGAACGACAACUUUGACGCCCAUUUCCUCAAACAGCUUCACGAUUCGACCCCCAAUACCUCCUGCACCACCUGUUACGAGAACCACUUCGCGCUUCCAGUCAUAUUUGUCGUCAACCCAGUUGUUUCUGGUCUUAUCGGACCACCAUCCGCUGGCCCACCGCGCCAGAGCAACGUAGAAUAGCGUUUUGAGGUGACUUGAGGCGCUAGGAUGGAGAAUUGAUAGAUCUUGACCCUUCUUGGUGAGGCGAGCAAAUAGCACGAGUGGAAAUAGGAGAGCUGGGUUGAGAGCAGUCUGACGAACGAGUCGUAAUACAACGUCAGCGCAAAAGCCUUCUCGUGGGAUGAGUCCUUGAUGGAUCGGCAUGAUGGCGUUUGAGUCUGGUGUAAGUUAAUCUGUUUUGAUCAGAUUACACCGAGAUACGACUACUUUUUCAUAUGGAAAACAAGCAGUGCACAGGUCCAGGAGAGCAGCUCAAGUACUCGAACGACGCACUUUGCGCCCCGGACGCGCAUAGGCAUCUCUUAUGGAGGGGGAAUGGGCUUGAUGCAUGGUUCUCAUGAUGGAGCAUGCAAACCGAGGUCCUUUUCCACGAACAGCUACCAACUCGCUGCUCGCUGCAGUAGUUAACAGGGAUGAGGAAUCCGGGGUAAUACUCGAAGAGCUAUUCGUCAGGGUUCUCGUAGCAGCUCCUACCGAACAACAUCUUUGCUUGCGCCAAGCUGGACUAUCAUGAGUUAGCCAUUGUUGUGGAUUGUUCCUCGGCAUCAUGAUGACCCCGCAAUUCGAUCGCCUUAUAAAGCCAUACUGAACGGGGAUGGUUCCUUAAUUGGCAUGGCAGAUGAUGGUUGACAUGGCGAUUUGGUAACCUGCAUUGGUUAGUGGGAUUUGAAGAUGUGCGACAACCCAAGACGAGCUGUUUCAACUUUCGCGUUCAGACUUUGGGACUGUGAUUUAUUAUGGCUCGAGAGCGUCUGAACGAAGAAUGGAUUACUGGAACAGGUUGCCGGAAUACGAUACACUAUAUGAAAGAGCUUGCACUUGUAAGUUGGGGGGUGUCAGGAUGUUAAAAGGCUACCUAACCAAGAUCGUUCACAAUUAAAUCGCCACGAACAAACCCACCAAUCCAGCAUAUACCGCCACCUUCGAAUCUAGGACAGAUCCCUUCGAAUCCUCACCGCUGGCUUCAAGCUCGGUCGAGUCCCCUGGCGCAAACAAAACGCCCACUUCAUUAGCUGCCUCUGCGUCGAUUUCUUCGGGCGAGAGUAUAUCAUUCGAUAGCUCAGUGCAAGACGGCCGAUCACCAUCCUCAGGAAUCGAGUUGGUGACAUUGAUUGGAACAUCGAAGAUGGUGUAGUGGUUAUCGCCGUUGAGCCUAAAGUUUUGUCGGAUGGAAAUCUGGGCAUAUUGUCAGAACAUAUUCUGAUAAGGGGAUAGAAGUAGGUAUUGCUCACGUUGUAAACACCACGGUCACUAUCUCCUUCAGGUUUUCCAUCGCCAACAAGACAGUCAGGCCACACCCAGUUGAUAUGCUUGACCGUGCUGCCUGGUUCUUGGGCCAUGAUCUCCCCGAGACUUGCAUUAUUAGCGGUCGCCGUUCCAUUGGAGAUGGUCAAGUUGCGACCUGUCAUGUAACUGUAGAGGAACAUUUCGACACUGAAGAUCUGGUUAUCGUCAUCUUCGUCAUACGGUGGCAACGGCAGCUUGCCGUUAGCGGUCACGUCUAUAGCCACGUGUAACGUAUCUUGUAUCAACAA
Molecule: messenger RNA, 4300 nt
Organism: Fusarium verticillioides 7600
Lineage: Eukaryota; Fungi; Ascomycota; Sordariomycetes; Hypocreales; Nectriaceae
Exons: 2
Coding region: 444-803 (119 amino acids)
Source: RefSeq, a predicted model, not a curated record